UGGCUAAUUUUAAUUAGCAAUUGGACGAACCGGAUGCACACUACGGAUACUCGUUUUUUUAUACGGCUUUGUACACUGAGUCUCCGUAUUAAAUUCAAAGCCACCAAUUUCUUGUGUUCGUUGAUCGGAUCGGAUCACCCAUGGCGGACGAGAUUGAACUCAAAACGGCUCCUGCUGAUUAUCGGUUCCCGACCACUAAUCAAACCCGACACUGCUUCACUCGCUACAUUGAGUUUCAUAGGUGCUUGGCCGUGAAGGGUGAAGAAUCUAAUGAAUGUGAAAGAUUUGCCAAAUACUAUCGUUCCCUCUGCCCGGGUGAAUGGAUUGAAAGGUGGAAUGAGCAAAGGGAGAAUGGGACUUUCCCAGGUCCUCUUUAAUUUUUAGACAGCUUGGUUGGUUCAUAUUGGGAAUGUGAAACUUAUUUUUGCUUUUUCGUUGGUUGUUGUUGAAUCCUCUGAAUUAAUCAGACGCAGUGGAGAUUCUUUUGAGUUUAUUCUUUGUUGAUAAUUAAAGUUGCUGAAGAACUUUGAAAUCCCAAAUUUUCUCAUGUCCUUUAUUUACGAUCCUGCACAGAAUUCUUUUGUGUUUUGUUUUCCUCCAACCUGGAUUGGCGUGUGAUUUUUUGUGGGGUAAUUGAAAAAAAUACCAUUUUUUGGUCUUGUCUA
Messenger RNA from Mangifera indica (mango), 665 nucleotides. Its product is annotated as cytochrome c oxidase subunit 6b-2. Gene Ontology annotation, cellular component: respiratory chain complex IV; mitochondrion. The record is from RefSeq and is a predicted model, not a curated record. Lineage: Eukaryota; Viridiplantae; Streptophyta; Magnoliopsida; Sapindales; Anacardiaceae. The transcript is spliced from 4 exons. The coding region runs from base 141 to 377 and encodes 78 amino acids.